This is a messenger RNA of Syzygium oleosum, 1251 nucleotides long. Its product is annotated as protein trichome birefringence-like 9. NCBI's taxonomy places the organism in Eukaryota, Viridiplantae, Streptophyta, Magnoliopsida, Myrtales, Myrtaceae. Gene Ontology annotation, cellular component: Golgi apparatus. Bases 1 to 1251 code for a protein of 416 amino acids. The transcript is spliced from 4 exons. The record is from RefSeq and is a predicted model, not a curated record. Gene Ontology annotation, molecular function: O-acetyltransferase activity.
AUGGAUCUUCACCUUCUGUCCUUCCCCAACAAGGUGCUGCGAGAGUUCAAAUGCGCGCUGCCGUUCCUCCUCUUCCUCCUCCUCCUGCUCUCUUCCUACGUCGUGCUCAACUGCCCGAGCCCCUUCGAGCUGUACCCGUCGUCACUUCUUCAUCGCAGCCUCGUCCCCCCGGGCGACGCCGAGCGGGUCACGGCCGGAGGAGAGUGCGAUUACUGGAGAGGGAGGUGGAUCAGGGACGAGGGCAACGCCUUCAGGCACUAUGACGAGAGUUGCCCGUUCCUCGACCCAGGGUUCCGGUGCCACAAGAACGGGCGGGAAGAUGAUGAUUAUCUCAAGUGGCGCUGGCAACCUUAUCGCUGCGAUCUUCCCAGAUUUAAUGCAAGCAAGCUCUUAGAAAGUAGCCGAAACAGAAGAAUAGUGUUUGCCGGCGACUCCUUGGGAAGAAAUCAAUGGGAGUCCUUGGUGUGCAUGCUUUGGCAAGCAGUCUCCAACCGAUCCGCCGUAUACGAAGCCAACGGGAACCCCAUAAGAAAACACAAGGGCUACCUCUCAAUCCUAUUCCACGAGUACAACCUCACCAUCGAGUAUUACCGGGUGCCGUUCCUGGUCACGACGGCCAGAGUCCCCCCGAACUCCCCGGCCCGAGUCCGGGGCACCAUCCGGGUUGACGAGUUGCACUGGUUCUCGAGGAUGUGGGUCGGCGCGAAUGUGAUCAUGUUCAAUGCCGGGCAUUGGUGGAACCAAGAGAAAACGUCAAAGAUGGGAUUCUACUUCGAGGAAAAGGGAGCGGUCAAUACGACUAUGGAUUCGACUACAGCAUUCAGGAGGUCUCUUCAGACAUGGAAGCUCUGGGCAGAGCGGGAUUUGGACCUUCAGACAAGUCAUGUGUUCUUCCGAAGCUACUCCCCAGUGCAUUACAGUCGUGGCUCGUGGGAUAAAGGAGGGCAAUGUAACAUCAGCAAAGACCCGCAAUUCGACUCCACAGGGCCGCGUUCGGUGCCCUUGUACAACCCGCUCAUCUACGAGGCGAUCAGAGAAAUGGGGGAGGGAAACGACAGCAAGGUCCACUUCCUGAACAUUACGCACAUGACCGAGUUCCGGAACGAUGGCCACCCGUCGAGCCACCGGGAGCCCGGCACUCCACCCACUGCUCCCCAGGACUGCAGCCACUGGUGCCUGCCGGGCGUGCCGGACACCUGGAACGAGCUUCUCUAUGCUCAGCUUGUGUCCAGAAGCUAUGUGCACGAGUGA